AUGGCAGGACAGGCCGGCGCCGGCAGUGAGGACAAGUGCCCCGUCGACCACAAGACGCGCGAGCUCUGGUUGCAACAAGCAAAGCAGGCAAAGGCCGCACAAGAAGCCGCGGCCGCGGCGGGUGGCUCGACGGCACCAUCGCCAGAAAAUGCCUUUACGACGCCAGUAGUACCAGCACCACAGCAACCACCAACACAGACUCAGAUCCCCCAGCUGGCGCAACAAACAGCAAUUCCCGCAGCGCUUCCUACCUCGCAACAACAACAAUCUCCAUCAUCAUCAUCCUGGUCCUCAUGGCUCCCCUUCAUGUCUUCUUCCGGCUCCACAACAACCGGUGCCGCCGCCGCCGCCGGUGCUACUCCCCAGCUUAACCUCGGCGAACACCGCGAAAUCUCCUCCAUCCCCCGCGCCGCCACCACGGGUCCCUCCGCCUGCCCCUCCAACGCCGAGCAAGAAACGGGCGCCGACAUCACCACCGGCAACUGGAUCUACCCCUCGGAAAAGCAAUUCUACGAGGCCAUGAAGCGCAAGGGCCACGACGGCGCCAGCGCGGCCGACAUGAAGACGGUCGUCCCCAUCCACAACGCCGUCAACGAGCGGGCGUGGGCCGAGAUCCUGCGGUGGGAGAAGCCCUUUACCGGCGAAGGGUGUGGAUGUGCCGAGGGCCCCAAGCUGCAGAGCUUCAUGGGCGAGAGCAAGCGGAUGACGCCCAAGGCGAGGCUGAACACCUUGUUGGGAUACACGGCGCCGUUUGAUCGGCAUGAUUGGAUUGUGGAUCGCUGUGGCACGAGGGUGGACUAUGUGAUUGACUUUUAUGCGGGGAGGAAUAACGAGAAGGCUGGGGCGGGGAAGCUGAACUUUUAUUUGGAUGUGAGGCCCAAGUUGAAUACGUGGGAGGGGGUGAAGAUGAGGGCGUUGAGGUUUGUGGGGAUGAACUAAGGUGAAGUGAAGGGGUGGGUGUACAGAAGACGGUGAGUGGGAUUGUUGAAUAGGUCUGAAAUGGAGGAGACUUGGUACAUAAGAUAGAGAGAUCUUACUGGACUUGUAAGACAUGUAUGUUUCGUUGUAUUAUUAGUAUUGGUUGGUUUAACAUUGUAUCUCGCUCAUGUUUGGCAUAUAAACGGCCGUCCAAAUGGCGCAUUAGGAUACAAGAAAAGGGAAAGGUUCAAUAGAGAAUGAUAGACAUG
This is a messenger RNA of Neurospora tetrasperma FGSC 2508, 1187 nucleotides long. RefSeq lists its product as uncharacterized. Lineage: Eukaryota; Fungi; Ascomycota; Sordariomycetes; Sordariales; Sordariaceae. Gene Ontology annotation, molecular function: holocytochrome-c synthase activity. Gene Ontology annotation, cellular component: mitochondrion. Gene Ontology annotation, biological process: cytochrome c-heme linkage. The record is from RefSeq and is a predicted model, not a curated record. The transcript has a single exon. The coding region runs from base 1 to 939 and encodes 312 amino acids.